AUGACUUCAUCGACUGAAAUACCAACUGAAACGACGCCGCAAAUGCAGACGAGAGUGGAAAAGACAACAGUGAAGAUGACGACUAUGCCAAUGACAACAAAAACGAUGACAGCGCCCACAACAACUACGCCACAAAACACUGAAUCAUCAACUAUUCCUACAACCACCAUGGCUAAAACGACACAAUCCUCAACUAUGUCAAUAACCGCAAUGUCAUCGUUUACUACUGCAUCAGCCUCCAUGACAACUACACUGUCGCAAAUAUCUACAACACCUGUCCCUGGAACUGAGUACGGUUGCUCUCAGCGAUAUUACCAGUAUGCUGCACAUGAAAACGGUGUGCUAUUCACGGUGGACAAGACCUGCUUUGAGCUUGUCCCCACACAUCAUUCGUGGGCGCUAGCGGAGAACGACUGCAGAAACCGAGGAGGGCAUCUUGCUACCAUCAACAGCGCUAUGAAACAAAGCACCAUCUACACGGUGUUGAAAACGUACCAAGGCUCUAAUGUCUGGAUUGGUCUGCAUGAUACCAAUGUUGAGGAAAACUUUGAAUGGACGUCAGGUGAAAUGUUGAAUUACACAAACUGGUACCCUGGACGCAAGAGCCCCGUCCUCCACUUCACUCAGGACUGUGUGUCCGUGUGGUUGGGUUCCCACCUUGGGCGUUGGGAGGAUGAACAGUGCUCGCAUACCCAAGCGUACCUGUGCGAGUUCCCGGCUGUGCCAUCGAGUCAGACCAUCACAACAUCUGCACCCGCAUCUGAAGGAGACACACAUCUCUGUUCGCCUCAAGUACGGAAUCAUGCUCAACGCUAUGGUACUGCACUUGUCCAGCACGACAAGAGCUGCUAUGAACUGCUGCACAACAAGGUUACUUGGAGUCACGCUGAGCAGCUGUGUAAACAGGCAGGCGGGCACCUAGCCAAUAUUGGUGAUGCAUCUGAGCAAGCUUAUAUACAGGACUUCAUGAUGAUGCACAACCCAACCAAUGCUGUCUGGAUUGGACUUAACGAUCACUACACAGAAGGACAUUUUCAUUGGACUAACGGUGCCGCGGUGACAUACACCAAUUGGAUAGCCGGGCAUCAGGAUAACUUUGCAAACCACAACAUAGAGGACUGUGUGACCCUGGUACCUUACAAGAACGGCACGUGGGACGACAUCUCUUGUGGUAGCCAGGCAUUAUUUGGGGACUCAGGGGAUAACCAUAUUGGGUUGUGUGAAUACCCUGUCAUUGCGGGAGUUGCAGGAGCAGUGCUGGUUGGGUAA
This is a messenger RNA of Mya arenaria, 1269 nucleotides long. RefSeq names its product macrophage mannose receptor 1-like. The coding region runs from base 1 to 1269 and encodes 422 amino acids. The record is from RefSeq and is a predicted model, not a curated record. The transcript is spliced from 8 exons. Gene Ontology annotation, molecular function: signaling receptor activity. NCBI's taxonomy places the organism in Eukaryota, Metazoa, Mollusca, Bivalvia, Myida, Myidae.